UUGAAAUCGAAAUUAAUUGUAGCCAAUCCUAAUGCAGAUUUUACACUGCUAUUUCAUCUUGUAGCUCAAUCUAUAUAAACUGGAGCCGACAAACCCAGAACCAGAUGCUGCAACCAUGGAGUACUCAAUUACCACCAUUGGAGCUGCCACACUUGUGUUUGUGGUGUUAAUGUACUGUUUAUACUCUUCUUCAAGAAAGGAUUCCGAAAAACGACAACCACCACAAGCCGGCGGCGCAUUGCCAUUCAUCGGCCACCUUCAUCUCUUAGUUGGGUCCAAACCAGCACACGUUGCUUUAGGAGACAUGGCGGACAAGUACGGUCCGAUAUUCACAUUCAAGCUAGGCGUACACCGUGCCAUUAUCGUUAGCAACUUCGAGGUCGCUAAAGAGUGCUUCACCACCAACGACAAGGUUUUCGCCGACCGGCCGAUAAUUCUAGCCUCCGAAGUCAUGUGCUACGAUCUGGCCAUGUUCGGGUUCAGCUCAUACGGUCCUUACUGGCGCCACAUCCGCAAGAUAGCAACGGUCGAGCUUCUCUCUAACCACCGCCUCGAGAUGCUCAAACACGUGAGGGAAUCCGAAGUGAACGCAUCGAUAAAAGAGAUUUGCGAGAUCUCGGAAAACAAAAAUCCAAUUGAAAUGAAGAGAUGGUUGGGAGAUUUGAAUCUGAACUUGAUUUGCAGGAUGAUUUCGGGGACGAGUUAUGCGGGCGGGGCGAGGAGGACGAAGGAUGAGAAGGAAGACAAGAAGCGGUGUGAGGAGGCGGUGAGGGCGUUUAUUGAGCUGGCGGGGACAUUCGCGGUGGCGGAUGCGCUGCCUUAUCUGAGAAGGUUUGAUUUGGGAGGAACUGAGAAGGCCAUGAAAAGGACUGCGGAAGAUCUGGAUCAGAUUCUUCAAGGUUGGUUGGAUGAACAUAAGAAGAAGAAGAAGAUGGGGAUUUCUGGGGAGGACUUUAUGGAUGUGAUGUUAUCAAUUUGUGAUGAUGAGGCAACUGAGCUUCACAGUUAUGAUUCAGACACCAUCAUCAAGGCCACUUGCUUGAAUCUAGUGUUAGCAGGAGCAGACACCGCUACCGUAGCUCUGACUUGGGCUUUAUGUUUGUUACUCAACAAUCUUGAUGUCCUAAAGAAAGCCCAAGAAGAACUAGACACCCAUGUUGGCAGAGGAAGGCAAGUCCAGGAAUCAGACAUUGAGAACUUGGUGUAUCUACAAGCAAUCCUCAAAGAAACCCUGCGCAUAUACCCUCCAACGCCACUCAACGCGCUGCAUAUAUCGUCGAAAGAUUGCUCCGUCAGCGGCUACCACGUCCCUAAAGGCACUCGUUUGUUCGUCAACAUAGGAAAGAUUCAUCGCGAUUCAAAUGUAUGGGCGGAUCCUGAUGAAUUCCGACCGGAGAGAUUCCUGACAACGCAUAAGGAUUUUGAUGUUCGAGGGCAACAUCACGAGCUUGUACCGUUUGGUGCAGGUCGAAGAAUGUGUCCUGGAAUCUCAUUUGCCCUUCAGGUUAUGUUGUUUACUUUUGCGAAGUUGCUUCAUGGGUUUGAAAUUGCGAGCGCAGAUGGUGAACCAAUCGACAUGACCGGAAGUCCGGGAUUAACCAACCUCAAAGCUACUCCACUUGAACUCAUGCUUUCGCCUCGCCUCCCUACCCACCUUUAUAAUUGAACAAGAUUUGUUGCCACUUGUCAUUUGUGUUUCUUUUGUUAUGUCACUUGAUUUAUUUGUUCUUAAGCAUUUUUAACAUGGUCAUUGCUGUCCUCGAAAGUUAAUGCACAGAAAGUUCAAUUCAAAUAUUCUACCAAAAAA
This is a messenger RNA of Tripterygium wilfordii, 1807 nucleotides long. RefSeq names its product cytochrome P450 CYP82D47-like. Gene Ontology annotation, biological process: defense response to other organism. Gene Ontology annotation, molecular function: iron ion binding; monooxygenase activity; oxidoreductase activity, acting on paired donors, with incorporation or reduction of molecular oxygen. The record is from RefSeq and is a predicted model, not a curated record. NCBI's taxonomy places the organism in Eukaryota, Viridiplantae, Streptophyta, Magnoliopsida, Celastrales, Celastraceae. The transcript has 2 exons. Bases 116 to 1666 code for a protein of 516 amino acids.